AUGGCGCCGACCACACUCGCUAAGCUGCGCAGUCUGAAGCGCACAGAGCUUCAGGCCUUGUGCAAGGAACACAACAUCAAGGCGAACGGCAAGACGGACGCGCUCGUUGCUGCUCUUACCGACAAGCUCAGUAUGACGGAGGCGGCGGAAAAUGGGGAGGCUGAAGCCAGCACCUCGAAGGGCAAACCUGGUGACAAGGAGCGUGGAGCGGUGCAGGAGGAGAGGAGCGUCGCCGCAACACCCGCCAAGAAGACGCCACAGAUCGUCUAUGCCACCUCACCCGGAACGAAGGCGACCAUCGCUACUCUCGCCGCCACCGUCAAAGAGCUGCAGUCGCAACUCACGCUCGCCCAGGCGGCCCGGGCCUUGCCCAAGAUUAGCCGCAGCCAGGUCAUCGAGCUCAUCGACUCGAGUAUCGCGGCGCACCGGGAAGAGGUGCAAAAGGAGCUGGAGCAGCAGUUGCAGGAGCUCAAAGAGCAGCAGGCGGCUGUCACAGGCGACGUCGAGGCGAUCGGGACCCGUGUGGGCGGCUUGGAAGCGACCGCGAAUGGGAUGGCUUCCACCUUGGACGAUCAGAAGCAGACUCUUGAAGGCUCCAUCGACGCGCUGCGCCGCGACGUGAUGUCGCGCUUCGACAGCUUCGCGCAGACCCAGCCGACGCUGGCAUCUUCCGCUGAGAAGAUGCCCGUCAACGAGUCGCGACCACGCCAGAUUGCUUUCGCCAGCCCAACUUUGAGCGAUGCCCCUCCCACCGAGACGCUCAUCUCAUUCUCCUCGCCCGUCGCCUCGUUCGCCAAUGCCGACAUCACGCCUCGCCGCCGCCCGAGCGUCACGUCCCGCAAAGCGACUCCCUUCCGUAUUGCGAUUCCAGCUGCCGACGCAGCCGACAGUCCCGCCUUGGCCCUCCCCUCGCACAUGAUCGCCGCUGCCGCCUCUGCCGCUCGCCGCAACCCCCGCCAGCCAGCGUCGACGCCCGGACCCGAGCCGCGGAGCCCCGUCGGUCCCGCUCCUCCGCCCUCGCUCGGCAAGCGCUCCCGCAACAGCGACAUCAGCGACUUGUCAAUCGAAGUCGAGGCGGUCGUCGCUGCUGCCGAGUCGAAGGACACGAACACUUCCCCCGACUACUUGUCCGGCUUCUUCACCGCGCCGACGUCGGCAAAGAAGGAGGACGGACACUCGCGGAAGCGCUUGCGUAUCGUUGAGCCGGAGGAGGACGAAGACGACGAGGUCCUCGACUCGUUUGGCCAGCAGACCAAGGAGAUCCAGGCGUUGGCUACGGAGAAAGGAGAAGACGACGAGUCAGACGAGGAAGAAGUCCGCGAGUAUCUCGUCAAGACCAAGACGGGCGACUCUCCUUCUCCCGUCAAGCAACGCCGCUCGUCGAUCCACGACCCCGACUUUUUCGCCGGCCUUGCUCCGUCGCCUGCCGCUCGUCGCUCCCUCCCGACCGACGUAAGCGAGAACGUCGCGCCUCUCGCUUCGCCUGAACUUGCCAAUGCCACAGCACGCAAGUCGCUCCCGACUCCCUCCCUCGCCUUCCCACUCGUCUCGCCCGGCGCCAAGUCGCACUCCUUCAAGACUUUCGGCACGCCCAGCACGACCAAGACUGCCUCACUCUUCACCACUUCAGACAAAGCGAACUGUUCUCCCGCUCCAUCGACCGCGCUCUUCGGCAGCGCGACCAAGUCCCGCCCGCGCGCACGCUCAUCAACCCUCUCUUUCUCCGCGCGCAAAGGCCGUCCUGCGUCCCUCGCCGCCCCGCCAACUCCGCCUGCCCCGCGCACGUUGUUCGGUACCGAGCGGUUCGAUUUUGGGGAGGAGGCGGUGGGCGAGGCUGAGGAGGGUGCGAGUAGGUUCGGGGAGGGAGUGUUGGAGGGUGAGGCCGUCAGCGUGAGCGGGAGCCCGGUCAAGGGCUGGGGGGCGUUUGCGGCGUGA
Rhodotorula toruloides NP11 is the source of this 1935-nucleotide messenger RNA. RefSeq lists its product as uncharacterized. Lineage: Eukaryota; Fungi; Basidiomycota; Microbotryomycetes; Sporidiobolales; Sporidiobolaceae. The record is from RefSeq and is a predicted model, not a curated record. The coding region runs from base 1 to 1935 and encodes 644 amino acids. The transcript is spliced from 4 exons.